AGGUUGCGCUCACUGCCUUCGAGAACGAACUCGGUGUGCAGGCGCCAGUUGGGUUCUGGGACCCUGUAGGUUUCACUGCCGAUGGUGACGUGGCUGCUUUCAAGCGCCGCCGAUCUGUGGAAUUGAAGCACGGACGAAUCUCCAUGAUGGCGACCAUGGGAUACAUCACCCCUGAGGUCACUGGCAAGCUGCCUGGUUUCUUGUCUCCAUCUGCCGGCCUGAAGUUCGCCGACAUCCCCAAUGGACUUGCAGCAGUUUCCAAGGUACCAGUGGCUGGAUGGGCCCAGAUCGCUGCGUACUUCGGCUUUGUCGAGUUCAGCGGUGGCUUCGAUGACUACAAGACCGGCACCCCUGGUGACUACGGUUUCAAGGUGUUGACUUCUUCUGAUCCUGAAGAGAAGACCAAGAAGUUGUCAGCAGAGCUCGCCAACGGCAGGUUGGCCAUGAUGGCUAUCAUCGGCAUGUUCUUCCAGGACUGACAAGCAACAGCCAAGGCCAAGAAUGACUGCGUGUACUUGUACGAAACCAU
Cladocopium goreaui is the source of this 529-nucleotide messenger RNA. Lineage: Eukaryota; Dinophyceae; Suessiales; Symbiodiniaceae. The record is from the annotation of a GenBank genome assembly.